Messenger RNA from Haplochromis burtoni (Burton's mouthbrooder), 1356 nucleotides. RefSeq names its product R3H domain containing-like (gene r3hdml). The record is from RefSeq and is a predicted model, not a curated record. The transcript has 6 exons. The coding region runs from base 85 to 762 and encodes 225 amino acids. NCBI's taxonomy places the organism in Eukaryota, Metazoa, Chordata, Actinopteri, Cichliformes, Cichlidae.
UGACAAACGGGCUUGUUUGCAAACGCUCACUCUGAAGUGAGGAGCUCCUCUGCAGCUUGUCUGACUCUGUGAAAGGAUCCACUGAUGCAGAGCUGCUGCCUCCUCCUCCACAGGCCUCAGAUGACUGCUUGUGUUCAGCUUAUGCUGGCUGCCACCCUGUGGAUGAUGCCUGGAGGCGUCAAUACUUAUCGCAGCAGACGUAAACCAGCAAUUUCACCCAGAGAGAUGAAUGCGCUGCUGGAUUACCAUAACCGAGUCCGCUCUCAGGUCUUUCCUCCUGCUGCUAAUAUGGAGUACAUGCUGUGGGAUGAGGGACUUGCUAAGUCAGCUGAUUCAUGGGCUUCACGAUGUGUUUGGGAUCACGGUCCGACACAGGCCAUGAAAUACGUGGGUCAAAACCUGUCAGUCACUUCAGGAAGGUACCAGUCUAUCACAGAUCUGGUCAGGUCCUGGAACGAUGAGAGGCAUCACUUCUCCUACCCAAACAGAUGCAGUGGGUCAGUGUGCUCUCACUACACUCAGAUGGUGUGGGCGAGCACCAACAGAGUGGGAUGUGCUGUCAGGAAGUGCUCCAACAUGGACGUGUUCGGCAGCACCUGGAGGGAAGCAACGCUGCUGGUCUGCAACUACUUGAUAAAAGGAAACUGGGUAGGAGAAGCUCCGUAUAAGACUGGAAAGCCAUGUUCUCUCUGUCCAUCCAGCUACAGAGGCUCCUGCUGGAGAAACCAGUGCACACUGAACAAAAAACCCAGGAGACUUUAACACAAGAAAGAAGCUAUUAACACAACACAGUGUUUUAAUUUGUAAACUGAAAAAAAGAAUCCGCAACAGUUCCAAAUGUGACUCACAAAAGCUGUACAACAAGACAAUCUGGAUAAAUGACGCAUGUGUCCAGUUACCACUGUUACCAUUUGUACUGUAAAUACUUUAUUUACUGCAACACUUGAAUUUCUAUUCCAGUUACAAAAUAAUGUUACAACUGUUAUUUCCUUUGACUUUUAGGAGCUUUGCACUGUUAGAACCUGUUUAAUAAUAAUAAAAAAAAGCAGUUUUAUGCUACAAGUUGCUCAUUUUAGCCCUGAUAUACAUCUUUGAUUGUCUUUCUAGACUGUGAACCUGUUCCCACAGUAAAUGACAAUGCAUUUAUGGUUGCCUGUUUGCCUGACCGAACAUUAAUUAAGUUAUAAAUAACUGAUGAGGCUGUAUAUUCAGCACAAGUAAUUCGCUGUUCACCACUUGUGUUUAUUCACUGCAGCUGCAGGAAAUUUUCUGUCCUGCAUUUCACCUCAUUACAGCUCAGCAUUUACCCAUCAGAGACUUUUUCUGUCAUAAACCCCAGCCUAAUGCAGCUUUUAU